Cololabis saira (Pacific saury) is the source of this 4121-nucleotide messenger RNA. RefSeq names its product oxysterol binding protein-like 7 (gene osbpl7). Gene Ontology annotation, cellular component: intracellular membrane-bounded organelle; plasma membrane; cytosol. The transcript is spliced from 23 exons. The record is from RefSeq and is a predicted model, not a curated record. Gene Ontology annotation, molecular function: cholesterol binding. Lineage: Eukaryota; Metazoa; Chordata; Actinopteri; Beloniformes; Belonidae. The coding region runs from base 334 to 2910 and encodes 858 amino acids.
CUGCGCCAUUACGCACGGCGCACCAGCCUCCUUGGAUUUGGACGGAGCUCGAGGCUCUCUCCGCCAGGAAGGACUCGGCCUUCCAGUUUACACAGUUUGACUUCUUUAUUUGGACGUUUGUGGACAGAAAAGCGAAGUGAUGGCUUUUCAGAGACUCCUAGUCGCCAGAUGAGACUCGCGUUGGACUCGUCGGACGCGGAGGAGGUCGCCGGAUGAUGAGAGUCGGGGGACGACAGGUGAGACGACAGUUGGCUUUCAGCAGAUUGGAGCAGGUCUUUCCUCGACAAACAGCCAGCCACAACCGCGAGGGGAGUCCGAGGUCAUCACCCUGAGAUGGACUCAAAUGGAGCGUCCCUCAACCGUAGUCAAUCACUGGCCAGCGGUCUGGAGAAGACUUCGCUGACGUGGAACAAGCCAGCCCUCUCUCAGAGCAGCAGCACUCUGUCGUCUCGCCACUCCAAACAAAUUAUCAAAGACUGGGAGGUGGUUGAUGAACUUCAAGUAGAAAUGCAAGCUGGAAACGAGAGUCCUCAGGAUAUGUCUCCUCCUGGGAUCUGCGAAGGGUAUCUUCUCAAGAGGAGGAAGUGGCCCCUUAAAGGCUGGCACAAGCGAUACUUCAUCUUGGAAGCUGGGAUCUUACGCUACUCCAAAAACCACCAAGAUGUCUCCAGGGGACGUGUCCAGGGCUCGCUAGAUGUUAGCCAUGCUGUGAUGUCAAUAAACAAGAAAUCCAAUCGUAUUGACUUGGAUGCAGGUGACAUUCUCUAUCAUAUGAAGGCAAAAAGUCACGAGCUGUUCUACAUCUGGGUCACCAAGCUGCAAGCCCACCGCUCCUACAAGAGGAAUGAGAUGGCCCACGUCCACAGUGGGAUCCCUCAGCUGUCCCACACCGCUGCUGCUGAACUCCCUCAGAGAAAUGGAGACUUGAGCUCCACGGGGCUGGCGGAUUCAGCCGGAGCGUCUGGGGUGCUCCCCUCUGCUAACACUGCUGUGAACACUAAGGUGUCUGCCUGGCUGCAGCAAAGUCACCAUCCAGACACAUGUAUUCAAGAGCUGAACCGUUGUAAUCUGGACCUUUCGGAGCUAAACCGUCUGAUCCAGAGGCUCCAGGCGCUGGAGGUGGGCCAGGCUUUUACUAAUGGAGACCUGCAACGCAUCAUCAGCAUGCAGAAUCUCUCACUUGAAAAGCCAAAGAAGCCCAAAUCAGGAAAGAUUUGGGGCCAUUCUCGCACACUGUCCAGAGUGGAGGCUCUGGGAAUGCCUAUUCGUGGGAUUACCAAAUCGCUGUCCUCCAGUCACCUGAGCAGCACGCCCCACCUCGGUGCGUCGGUGCCCUCCAUCCCCGACUACGUGCACUCUCAGCUGGCCCCGCCCGCUCUCAUCUCACCGGAGGGCAAGAAGAUCCAGCAGGACAUCUGCACAAUGUCCCUCAAAGUGUUUACCUCCCUGAAAUCGGUGCACGACACUCUGUCCCUGGAAAGACAGAAGCUGCAGCAAGCCAACCACAGCCUCCAGUCUAGCACAUUAGCUGUGCCUGUAUCAUCCCACAGGCCGCCCUCAGUGGCCGAUUCAACUGCAGAGUACUUUGAUGCCAGUGAUGACGUCCUUUGUGGGAGUUCCUCCGAGGUGUCUGAUGAAUCUGGGCUCAGCGAUGGAAGCACCACCAACUCGGAGCCGGAGGAAGGACAUGCAUCAGCAACCCGGAAGUACCGCGCAAGCAUUUCCAGGGCUCCCAAUAGUGUUGCUCCCAAGAGCACCGGGCGCCGGACGACGCUGCCUGCCCACUGUCCAGACAACAGCCACGUGGGCCUCAUGGCUAUCCUCUACAACAACAUAGGUAAAGACUUGGCUCGCGUGUCCAUGCCGGCCGCCCUCAAUGAGCCGGUCAACCUGCUGCAGAGGCUGUGCGAAGAGCUGGAGUACAGCGAGUUACUGGACACGGCCAACAGCACCACAGACCCCUACCAGAGGAUGGUUUACAUUGCUGCCUUCGCUAUUUCUGGCUACGCCACUGCAACAUUCAGAAACCGCUACAAGCCCUUUAACCCGGUGCUGGGGGAAACCUACGAGUGUGUCAGGGAGGACCGCAGUUUCCGCUUCAUCAGUGAGCAGGUCUGCCACCAUCCCCCCAUCUCAGCCUGCCACGCACACUCUGAAAACUUCACCUUUUGGCAAGACCAGCGAUGGAAGAAUAAGUUCUGGGGGAAGUCGCUGGAGAUCGUGCCAGCAGGGAUGGUCAACGUGACUCUGCAGAGGUAUGGAGAUCACUACGAGUGGAACAAGGUGGUGACCUGCAUCCACAACGUGCUGAGCCAGCAGCGCUACCUGGAGCAUUAUGGGGAGGUCACCAUCCAAAACCUCAAGAACAACAUCUGCACCUGCAAGAUUACGUUUGUCAAGUCACGUUACUGGGGUUCAGAGACAAACAAGAAUGAGGUGCAGGGAACGGUGCUCGACAAAAGCGGCAACGUCAUCCACCGGUUUGGGGGCCUUUGGCAUGAAGGGAUCUUCUGUGACACUCUGCCAACUCCAAAAUGUGUUUGGAAGCCAAAUCCCCAGCCAAAGAACGAGAUGCUUUACUAUGGCUUCUCCACUUUCGCCAUGGAGCUGAAUGAACUCAGUCCAGGCCUGAAGCCUUUCCUACCUCCCACUGACAGCCGCCUGCGCCCAGACCAGAGAAUGCUGGAAGAGGGAAAAGUGGCUGAAGCUGACAAAAAGAAAGAUGAAAUCGAGGAAGUCCAGAGAGAGCGCAGAAAAGAGCUCACCAAAAAGGGGGAAGAGCAUAUUCCACGUUUUUUCAAGAAGUCCAAAGAUUCCAGCGGGCAGGAUGUUUGGCUCACCAACGGGACUUACUGGAAGAUGAGAGAGAAUCCUGGUUUUGCUAAGCUUAAUAACUUUAUUUUGUGGUGACGAGUUGAGAUCACAGCAACCUGCACACAACACUGACCCGACGACAGAGGCGAUGGAUACACCAGCACAUAUGACCCGCUCUGGGAGAGCCGCGACGGUGCUGCUUAUCUGACUCCUACUAGACUCCCGUGACUGGCUCAUGGGAAAUGUCCAUCAUCAGUUAGCCACAUGUAGGACUGGUGAAGAUGUGAGGAAAGAUCUUUACAUUUUUUUAUGCGUUUAUUAAAAGCCAAAUCAGAAAAAGUUGGGAAAAAGCAUCACGUAUUACUGGAAGUAAUUUUUUUAUGUAACUUUUAUAAUCUAGUUGACAAGGAGCCCAAGAAGUUUCAUGUGUCAUUGAUUGAGCUGCUUUCAUUUGAUAGUAUACGUCCAUCACCGCAUUUCAGGGCUGCAACUCAUCCCCCCAACACGUUUUUAACACUUUAUUAUGUUUCCAUUCCUUUCCACAAAACUUAAAAGGCCUUCUAGGAGUAAAUACAAAUCCAAGAAGGGUGUUAUUUUGCCCAUGGAAACUACAAACAUCACUUAAAGUACGCAACAAUACGAGAUUAACACCAUCACUUUUUUCUUUUUGGUCAUUCUCCACAAAAUCUCUGUUGAGGUCAGAUCAGGACGACAGGUACGCCUGUCUUGUAAUGGUACCCCGUUCUUCCACAGCCAUGCUUUGUAACGUGUGCAGGAAGUGGUUUUUCAAGGCUAUGAUCUCGAGGUGCGUUCGUAGCAGGACUUGAUCUCAUUUUCCCUCUCUUUGGGAUUCAGUUUGUCAUUAAUGUUGCUCUGGUGCAGAAUAAAACAAUUGGACAGAGUCCUUAAAAAAGAAGGGGUCCGACUCCGAAUUAGAACUGAAACGGGACUGAAAAUCUGCAGCAAUGCAUUAUGGGUAGACUUUAAUUUCUGCAGGAUUGACACAUUGAUGCGAGCAACCUCCUUUACUGCGUUGCUAUGCACCUUCGACCGUCUCAAAGCCUCCCCUGCAGCUUGGCCACGCCUCCUUUUUCAAGGAAUUAAACUGAAAGAAUCAGUAAAAGUGAAUGAUAUUCACAUAUCAUCAUGUCACUAAACGUGGCUGAACACCAGUUUAUUCAGACUUAUAAGAGGUGACAACAGUGUCCCAUAGUUUACGUGAUGCACUUAGGUCCACUCGGAUAUUUAAGGGAGUAAAUGACACUUUAAAAACUCAUCAAGUGGUCUGGAGCAGAGCUACUGAACUA